CUUUGAGUUCGAUUACAGCAUGGUUUUUACAUUGUCAAAUAUUGGAUUGAUUUAUAACAUUUAUUAUUUAACAAACUUAAUAUUAUUUUCUUAACUUGUAAUACCUCAUUUAUAGUAAAAUAAUGGCAAAGGACCCUGUUGACGAACUCACAGAAUUUUUACAACCUGAGGCUCGCGUGGAUUUAAAACACAUAGCCUUGGAUUAUUUGUUAGGUUUAUCAGGCACAGAAGAUGGCAUUAAUUUCUUAGUGCAGAAAGAGCGUGUUUUAUCAAAUAUUAUAGAAUUAACUGAAGACACUGUGGAAGAAAUUAGUAAAAAUGCAACUUUAGUACUGGUUAACAUAUCGGCAAAUGAGAAUGGUGCAUUGGAGAUAUUGAAAUACAAACCAACACUUAAGAAAAAUAUUAUUGAACUAUUUUUAGGUUAUGUAUUCGAUCCGAAUAAAAAGCACGCAGAUGCGGUAUGUAUGGCUCUUACAAAUAUAACAAGAGCUAGUAAAGCUCUAGAAAUAACCAUUGAGACAUUUCUUGAACACCUUAACAAUAUUUUGAUAGUUUUUGCUAAUACAAAUUUCAAUAAGCAAGGAUCACAUCUAGACUACUUGGCACCUCUGCUUAGCAACCUAAGUUGUAAUCCUAGGAUUUGUAAAUGGCUUGUAGAAGAAAACCCACAUAACACACUUAUAAAAAUACUACCAUUUUGUAACUACCCUAAAUCAAAUAUUAGAAGAGGGGGUGCUAUUGGUGUCAUACGAAAUCUAUCAUUUGAUACUGUCUACCACAAUUUCUUGUUAAGCGACGAUUUGGAUUUAUUAACAUAUAUUCUUACACCAAUCAUAGGUAAUGAAGAAUAUGCAGAUGAUGAGAUGGACUCCCUUCCAAUAUCAUUACAAUACCAACCAAAAGAAAAACAACGUGAAGCAGAUAUAGAUAUUAGAAUAAUGAUUUUGGAAACUUUAAAUCAGUUAUGUGCAACAAGGUAUGGUCGGGAGACGUUAAGGAAAAAUGGAGUUUAUUACAUUCUACGUGAGUACCACAAAUGGGAGAAGAAUCCGAAAGCGUUAUUAGCUUGUGAAAAUGUUGUUGAUAUUUUGAUACAAAAAGAGGAGGAAGUGGGUGCUGAGGAUUUAUCUAAAGUUGACGUUCCGCAAGAAAUGAACGAAAAGUUUAGAAAAAUGGAUGAAGAUUUUAUUAACACUUGAAAUCAAUUUAUAUUUUUUUACUUUAAGGUUGCUCCAUAAUAUAAGAAUAUGAUAAUAUUUUUCUGUCUUUACUUUUUAUUUGAUACUAGCUGAACCAACAGAUGUUGUUCUGUAUAUUAUAAUAAAUAAAAUAAUGUUUUCAUAUGAAUUUGUCAAUAAUAAAUCAAAACAUCAAAAAUUACUUUGUACAAUAUGCACCCUGCUGUCGUAAUGAAAUUGUUUUGCAGCAGAACUGUCAAACGGUGCAUCAAUAAAUUCUCUCAUAGGAAUUAUGUAUGGACACAUCAAAGGAAAAAUAAAUUUGUUGUUUUUAUUUCA
Messenger RNA from Leptidea sinapis, 1520 nucleotides. RefSeq names its product protein HGH1 homolog. The transcript has a single exon. NCBI's taxonomy places the organism in Eukaryota, Metazoa, Arthropoda, Insecta, Lepidoptera, Pieridae. Bases 123 to 1202 code for a protein of 359 amino acids. The record is from RefSeq and is a predicted model, not a curated record.